This is a messenger RNA of Micromonas pusilla CCMP1545, 834 nucleotides long. RefSeq lists its product as uncharacterized. The transcript has a single exon. Gene Ontology annotation, molecular function: microtubule binding. Lineage: Eukaryota; Viridiplantae; Chlorophyta; Mamiellophyceae; Mamiellales; Mamiellaceae. The record is from RefSeq and is a predicted model, not a curated record. Gene Ontology annotation, biological process: cytoplasmic microtubule organization. Bases 1 to 834 code for a protein of 277 amino acids.
AUGGUGUGCUCGAAAUGCGAGAAGAAGCUCACGCGCGGGAUCCACCAGGAGAUGUGGAAGGAAGGCUCCCGGCACACCAUCGAGGGCGGCGGGCGGAAGCUGAACGAGAACAAAGCGCUGAGCUCGAAGAAACGAUGGACGCCCUACGGCGCCGGCGGCGGCGGCGGGAAGUGCAAGAUAUGCAAGCAGUCCCUGCAUCAGGAGGGGAUAUACUGCCACAAGUGCGCGUUCGCGAAAGGCGAGUGCUCGAUGUGCGGCGUGAAGGUGAUGGACACGACGUACUACGCCGGGCACUCCGAGCCGUUCGAUCGCGCGAAAGGGAAGCGCGGGCAAGGCGAGGACGUCGCUGCGGCCGCGGCGAAGGACGCGGGCGGGUCGCUCGGCGCGCGCGGCGACGGCGGCGGCGACGACGACGACGACGGCCCCGAGUUCCUGAACGACGGCCCGCCCCCGCCCGGCACCGAGGAAGCGACCGCGGCGGAGGCGGCCAUGGCGGCGGCGACGGCGAUCGAAGCCGCGAAAGCGGAGGCGAGCGCCGCGAUCGAAUCCAAUCGAAUCUCCGGCACGACGACGCUCGCGCAGUCCGUCGCGGAGCACGCGACCGCGGCGACGGGGCAGUCCGUGACCGGGUGGCAGUACGACAGCGGCAGCGGGCUGUAUUACGACACGCAGGCGCAGAUGUACUUCGACGCGAAGACGCAAAAGUAUUUCUGCUGCAAGUCGCAGAAGUGGCUCGAGAGCGACGUCCCGACCGCGGCGCAGCUCGCGAGCGGGGACACGAAGGUGGGGUCGUUCUCGAGGGGGACGCGCGUGCCGGAUAAGUGGGGGUUGUGA